AUGUCUUGUGAAAACGAUACAGACAUGUUAAUUGCCGAAGUUGAAGGAAGGCCUCACAUAUGGGAUCCAUCGCAUGGGGACUACAAGAACCGUGAAAUGCGAUUGAAGGCGUGGCUAGACGUCUGUGCAAAUAUAAUACUCGGCUUUGAAGGUCUGAACGAGGCAGAUCAGAAAAAGUGUUUUGACAAGGUCCAGACGAGAUGGAAAACUGCACGGGAUGCCUAUUUUAAAAGCCUCACUAGAAUAAAUCAAACGAGGUCCGGAUCAGCAGCAACUAAGAGACCAAAAUACAUCUACCAUGAGCAGAAGAGGCCUAUCAAGAACACAACAUUUGAAGAUAAUUUACUUACAUUAUUAAAAGAUGGUAAGGAAAAGGAGGAAGACGACGACCGAGCAUUCUUUAUUUCGCUGUUGCCCUCUGUGAAGACAUUAAAUGUUGAUCAGAAGCUAUUAUUUCGUACUCAGGUACUUCAACUGCUUAUGUCGAUUAAGCAAACAAAUCAGCCAUCAUAUUCAGGUUACGAGACGGCGCAGCACGCAGACAGCAGGUGCGGCGGCGGCCAGCAGCUGCCGGCGCUGUUGACACUAUACAGCGCGCUGGAAGUGACAGCUUCAGGACAUCACGACGGCGCAGUCGCAGCCGGUGGUGCGGCCCACAGCUACGAGAAGCACCGGCACUACGUCGAGGAAGAAAAGUAA
Schistocerca nitens (vagrant locust) is the source of this 699-nucleotide messenger RNA. RefSeq lists its product as uncharacterized. Gene Ontology annotation, molecular function: DNA binding. Gene Ontology annotation, biological process: regulation of transcription by RNA polymerase II. The transcript has 5 exons. Bases 1 to 699 code for a protein of 232 amino acids. The record is from RefSeq and is a predicted model, not a curated record. Gene Ontology annotation, cellular component: transcription regulator complex; nucleus. NCBI's taxonomy places the organism in Eukaryota, Metazoa, Arthropoda, Insecta, Orthoptera, Acrididae.